AUGACUUCUGACAGUUCCCCCAGUGCCUGCUUGUCUGAGCCCUGCUCUGGGACUUCCGGUCAUGCAUCAGCUUCAACCUGUUCUGUGGAAACAACCCGUCUCUCCAGUACCUGUGCUACAUCCAGAUGUCAGACUCCUAGCCUCCUCUCCAGGUCUCACUUGCUGACCAGUUGCCUCACACCCUGCUACUUUACUGGGAGUUGCAAUAGUCCAGGCCUGGUGGGGAACUGCACCUGGUGUGAGGAUGGGGUGUUCAAUAGCAAUGAGAAGGAGACCAUGCAGUUCCUGAAUGACAGACUUGCCAACUAUCUGGAGAAGGUGCGUAGCCUGGAGGAGACCAACGCAGAGCUGGAAUGCAGGAUCCAAGAACAAUGUGAACAGGAUAUUCCGCUGGUGUGCCCUGACUAUCAGUGUUACUUUGCUACCAUUGAAGAUCUCCAACAAAAGAUCUUGUGCACAAAGGCAGAGAAUUCUAGACUUGCUGUACAGCUUGACAACUGUAAACUUGCUGCUGAUGACUUUAGGUCAAAGUAUGAGAGUGAAUUGUCCCUUCGUCAGCUGGUAGAGACUGACAUCAGUGGCCUGCGUGGGAUUCUGAAUGAGCUGAACCUAUGCAAAUCCAAUAUGGAGGCCCAUGUGGAGUCUCUGAAGGAUGAUCUACUUUGUCUUAAGAAAAAUCAUGAAGAGGAGGUCAGCUUGCUUCGUGAACAGCUUGGUGACCGACUCAAUGUAGAGCUGGACACUGCCCCCACCAUUGACCUUAAUAGGGUCCUGGAUGAGAUGCGCUGUCAGUAUGAAAAUGUGUUGGCCAACAACCGCAGAGAUGUGGAAGAAUGGUUUGCUAUUCAGACAGAAGAGCUGAAUCAGCAGCAGCUGUCUAGUGCAGAACAGCUACAGGGCUGCCAGAUGGAGAUCUUGGAACUGAAGCGCACAGCCAAUACUCUGGAAAUUGAGCUUCAAGCACAGCAAAGUCUGACGGAAUCUCUGGAAUGCACUGUAGCAGAAACUGAGGCCCAGUACAGCACCCAGCUGGCCCAGAUGCAGUGUCUGAUUGAUAAUGUAGAGAACCAGCUGGCUGAGAUCCGCUGUGACCUAGAGAGGCAGAAUCAGGAGUAUGACGUGCUGCUGGACACGAAGGCCCGGCUGGAGUGUGAGAUUAACACAUACCGGGGCCUGCUGGAGAGGGAGGACAGCAGGCUUCCCUGUAACCCAUGUUCUACAACGUGCACAUCAAGUAAUGCCUGUGAGCCGUGUUCAGCCUAUGUAAUUUGCACAGUUGAAAACUGUUGUGUGUGA
This is a messenger RNA of Tupaia belangeri chinensis (Chinese tree shrew), 1296 nucleotides long. It is a transcript of the gene KRT40, whose product is annotated as keratin 40. Gene Ontology annotation, molecular function: structural molecule activity. The record is from RefSeq and is a predicted model, not a curated record. Gene Ontology annotation, cellular component: cytoskeleton. The transcript has 7 exons. NCBI's taxonomy places the organism in Eukaryota, Metazoa, Chordata, Mammalia, Scandentia, Tupaiidae. Bases 1 to 1296 code for a protein of 431 amino acids. Gene Ontology annotation, biological process: epithelial cell differentiation; intermediate filament organization.